Messenger RNA from Effrenium voratum, 1776 nucleotides. NCBI's taxonomy places the organism in Eukaryota, Dinophyceae, Suessiales, Symbiodiniaceae. The record is from the annotation of a GenBank genome assembly.
AUGGGCGGCAUCAUCGCGGUAUCCUACGAGGCCCGCGCCAAGGGCGUCACGCGGCAGAUGUCCGGCGCUGAAGCGCGGAAGGCGUGUCCGGAGAUCAUCUUGGUGCAGGUGCCCACCGCCUUCGGCAAGGCGGACCUCCGGAUCUACAAGGCGAGACCGGCUUUGGCGCCGAUGGGAACCGUGAUGGUCAUCCUGGAGCUGAACAAAUGGAUCUCCGCGUGCAAACCACGGCGGCGCUGGCGGGAGGCCCUGCUCCUUUUGGCAGAUUGCCGUGGCAGACAGCUGCGAGGAACCGCCGUCAGCUUCUCCGCGGUCGUGGGAUGCUGUGCUGCCAGCACCCGCUGGCGCGAGGCCGUGAUGGUACUUGCGGAGCUCGAGGGCUCCGGCCUCACCAGCGUCGUGGCGCGCAGCAACGCCCUCACUGGCUUGGAGAAGUCCGGGUGGCCGAAGGCAGCGCUCUUGCUUGCCGGCUUCCCAGACCGAGGGCUGCAGACGGACUUGAUUGCCAGCAGCACGUUUGUCAGCGCCUGCGAAAAAGCUGCGCAGUGGAGCGUGGCACUGCAGAUGUUAUUUCAGGAAGGCAUAGAAGGCGACGUCGUGAUGCGCAGCGCAGCCGUCAGUGCCUGUGAAAAAGCCUCGAAGUGGCACAGCGCAGUGGAUAUUUUCAGCCAAGGCUUUGCGAACAUCGUGAGCUACAGUGCCCUGAUGCGGGCACUGGCAAGAAGCGGCCGGUGGGAGGCAGCGCUCACUUUGCUGACACAGGCGGACCGGGGGCUUCAAGUAAACAUCGUGGCGAUGGGCAGCUGCCUCAGCGGCUGCGCGGGGGCUGGAUGGGCCGCGGGCCUGGAGCUGCUACGAGGCGUUUAUGGCAGAGGCCUGCAGCCCAGCGCAAUGCUCUUCAGCGUCUCCGGGCCUUGGCCCCGCAGCCUCGCCCUCACUGCCCUGCGAAGUCGGCUGGCCAACGCGCAGACACUCGCAGCGGCCACCACAGGGUGCACCUGGCCAGUUAGCCUGGCCUUGCUGCACGGCGCACCGGCAGUGCGCUGCGGCGUGGAUGAGGUGUGCAUCAACGCGGCAAUGGCCUGCCAGGACUUCAAUUGGCAGACUGUGAUGGUGCUCUUGCGGCAGAUGCAACGCACCAGAAUGGAGCAGAGCGCCGUCACGCUGAACUCAGCCAUCAGCGCCUGUGAGAAAGCCAUGAGUUGGCAGAGCGCUUUGCAUCUUCUUUGGGCAGCUGACGUGCGAGACCUCCAGUUGGACGUGGUCAGCUUCAACUCCACCAUCAGCGCCUGUGAAAAAGCCGCGGAGUGGCAACAGGCCUUCCUUUUGCUGGCGGCGCUCAGCGCGCGGCGCCUCCAGCGUGACGCGUUUUCGUUCAACGCGGCGAUUUCGGCCUGCGAGCGCCGGGGCCAAUGGCAGCGCGCCCUGGGUUUGUUGGAGGAAGCAGCAGACAUGGCGGAUGUUAUCACCUUCAGUGCCGCCAUUUGCAGCUGUGAAAAGGCAUCCCGGUGGAGCCUCUGCAUCCAUUUGCUGUGUCAGGCGAAGAAGAAUGAUCUCCAGCCCAACAUUCUGACCUACAACAGCGCCAUUUGUGCGAACGUGCGCGCCUUGAAGUGGGAGCAAGUGCUGCUGCUCUGGGAAAUGCUAGAUGAGGGCCGCGCAGAUGCCAUCACCUACGAGCUCUUGAUCAGCGCGCUGAGCCAAGCGCAACUGUAUCUACCCGUGCCGGCACUGCUGGGCUCUACGGAGCCCAAGGUGCUGAAUCGGUGGAAGUAA